AUGGCAAAGAGUGCUGUGGCAGACAGUAGUGUGUGUCUUCUGCACUGCUAUGAGUUCACACGAUGGCAGUUCACUGUGACUAUUUAUGUGGUCCUCUUUGUAAGACUGGCUGCUCAGCUGGCUGUACAUGGUUUUAAUAAUUUUUUAAAUUAUUUUUUGGCAGAUACCGAGCGUCUCUAUACAGUAGUGUUUGAAGAGAUAUGUGGCCGUUUUGGAAAGGCCUAUACCUGGGAUGUGAAAUCCUUGGUCAUGGGUAAAAAAGCCCUGGAAGGAGCAGAGAUCAUUCGAGAUGUUCUAGACCUUCCCAUAACCAAAGAAGAGUUAUUACAUGAAAGUAAAAUGAAGCAGGAGAAGUUAUUCCCUACAGCUGAAUUGAUGCCAGGGGUUGAUAAGCUGAUCCGUCAUUUACACAAACACAACAUACCUAUAGCUGUUGCCACCAGCUCAGCUGAAGUGACAUUUCACAUGAAAACAGCCAGACACAAAGACUUCUUUGGUCUUUUUAAUCAUAUUGUGUUGGGAGAUGACCCUGAGGUGAAGCGUGGCAAGCCACAGCCUGAUGCAUUUCUAGUUUGUGCAGCCAGAUUUCACCCUCCUGCCCCUCCAGAGAAGUGUCUUGUGUUUGAAGAUUCACCACUUGGAGUCAAAGGAGCCCUGGCAGCAGAUAUGAUUCCAGAAGAAAAAUUAAAUCCAGAUCUUAAAAAGGAGGCAACACUACUGCUGAACUCCAUGGAGGAUUUCAAACCAGAACUGUUUGGUUUACCACCAUAUGAUUAAUAUUGAUGAACAUGCACUUGACUAGAGAUCAAGAAAGUGGAAUUAAAUUUUGU
Messenger RNA from Chaetura pelagica (chimney swift), 830 nucleotides. RefSeq names its product haloacid dehalogenase-like hydrolase domain containing 1 (gene PUDP). The record is from RefSeq and is a predicted model, not a curated record. NCBI's taxonomy places the organism in Eukaryota, Metazoa, Chordata, Aves, Apodiformes, Apodidae. Gene Ontology annotation, molecular function: phosphatase activity.